GUGUCGUUCAUCCACGCCAAAGGCAUGACCCAUCGCGACCUGAAACCGGAGAAUGUGAUGUGCCGAGGCGACGGCACCCUGUGCAUCAUCGACUUUGGGCUCAGCAAGUCGCAGCAGUCGGCGGUGACGCUGGGCGUGGGCACGCCCGACUACCUGCCGCCCGAGAUGCUGGGCACUGGAGACCUGUACGACCCGUCUGCCACCGACUGCUGGAGCAUGGGGGUACUGCUGUACCUCAUCGUGGUUGGGUACUACCCAUUCGAGCAGCAGAACGUGCUGCUCACGCUGCAGAACAUCCGGGCGGGACGGUACCGCCAGAUCCCCGCCUCCGUCUCCCCCGCAUGUCGGGACCUCAUCACCCGCCUGCUGCUGCUGGAUCCGGCGGCGCGCAUCACGCUGCCAGAGGUGCUGGCCCACCCCUUCCUG
Messenger RNA from Chlorella variabilis, 426 nucleotides. RefSeq lists its product as hypothetical. Gene Ontology annotation, biological process: protein phosphorylation. The transcript is spliced from 4 exons. Gene Ontology annotation, molecular function: protein kinase activity; ATP binding. The record is from RefSeq and is a predicted model, not a curated record. The annotation marks the transcript as partial. NCBI's taxonomy places the organism in Eukaryota, Viridiplantae, Chlorophyta, Trebouxiophyceae, Chlorellales, Chlorellaceae.